This is a messenger RNA of Insectozyma verbasci, 1300 nucleotides long. NCBI's taxonomy places the organism in Eukaryota, Fungi, Ascomycota, Pichiomycetes, Serinales, Debaryomycetaceae. The record is from the annotation of a GenBank genome assembly.
AUGAAUAGUAUCGAAUAUGAAGGUUUUGAUCAUGUUUGGAAAUAUUCAGUUCCAUGGUUAUAUUACUUAGUUGCAUUAUAUGUAAGUUUACCACUAGUUGCUUAUAAAAUAUUUCCAUAUCUAUUUCAUAGAAAACGUACUGGUAAAAAAUCAAUUUUAAUAUUUGUCCUUGGUGAUAUUGGACAUUCACCAAGAAUGUGUUAUCAUGCUUUAUCAUUUAGUAAAUUAGAUUAUAUUGUUAAUUUAUGUGGAUAUUUAGAAACAAGGCCGUCAAAUGAAAUAUUAGAUGAUGUAAAUAUUGAUAUUGUUCCAAUUAAAAUUGUGAAAAAUUCGGGUGGGUUACCAUAUUUAUUAUUUGCAAUUAGAAAAGUUUUAAUACAGUUUCAACAGUUGAGUUCAAUAAUAUGGAAUAAUGAUAGUGAUUAUAUAAUGAUUCAAAAUCCACCAUGUAUUCCAAUAUUGUUUAUCAUUAUAUUAUAUAAAAUUUUUAUAAAUAGACAAGUCAAAAUUAUAAUAGAUUGGCAUAAUUUAAACUAUACGAUAUUGAAUUUGAAAUUUCAAAAUUUAAAACAUCCAUUAGUUCAAUUUGUUAAAUAUUAUGAAUCCUUUUUAGGUAAAUUUGCUAAUUUGAAUUUAACAGUGACAAAGAAAAUGAAGGAGUUUUUAGUAGAUGAAUUUGAUUUCAAAAAGAAUAAGAUAGUGGUGCUAUAUGAUAGACCAGGUAAACAAUUUCAACCUGGAAAGAGAAUAAAGCAUGAAAUAUUUGAAGAUAUACCGAAGGAUUAUAAAAUUUUAAUAUCUUCAACAUCAUUUACACCAGAUGAAGAUUUCAAUAUUUUAUUAAAUGCAUUAAAACAAUAUGAAAAAGAAAAUACUCCACCUAUUUUUCUUAUUGUUACAGGUAAAGGACCAUUAAGACAAAAAUUUAUCGAAACAGUUGAAUCAUUAAAAUUUUCCAAAAAAAUUAUAAUUAAAAAUGUAUGGUUAUCAUCUGAAGAUUAUCCUAAAAUACUAGCUAGUGGAGAUUUAGGAGUUUCUUUACAUACAUCAUCAAGUGGAAUUGAUUUACCUAUGAAAAUUGUUGAUUUCUUUGGUUGUGGAUUACCAGUGAUAUCAUUGAAAUUUUCAGCAAUUGACGAAUUAGUGAAAGAUAAAGUUAAUGGAUUAGUUGUUGAACCUGUGGAGUUAGGUGAUACGUUAAUUAAAGUAUUUACAAAUGAUUCUUUAUUACAAGAUUUAAAAAAUGGGGCAUUAAAUGAAAGUGACAAUAGAUGGGAUAAUAAUUGGACAAAGGUAUUAG